AUGGCCCUAUCCAACCACCGCCAGGACCGACCAAGGAGCCGCUCCCCGCCCCGAAAGCCCGCCUACUCGCCCUCUCCUCCCCGCAGAGAUCGCCCGCGAAGCAGAUCUCCGAGACGAAGACAUGAUGAUAGACCUAGACCAUCGGGCGGUGGGUUCAGGUGGAAGGAGAAACCGCGGUAUGACGAUGAUGAGAUGGACGGGCGGGGGGAGAGGAGGUUGGAGAGAGGGUAUAGGGAACAAGAAAGGGAGAGGCCGCGGCCGAGGUCGCCUGAUCGGAGGGAUGGUAGGGGGAGGGAGAGGGACGGUGAUGUCGAGAGGAAGUUUGGGAAGGGGAGGGAUGUCGAGGAUAAAUUUGGGGGGAGGCAUGAUGGGGCAGCGAAUUCUGGGAGUAGAGAUGCAGACAAGCCCCAGGAAAAACCAAAAAAGGAAAGGAAACCCGCGCCUGCGCCAUCAGGGGAGCCCAUGAUCAUCGUCAACGUCAACGACCGCCUGGGGACGAAAGCGAGCAUUCCCUGCAUGGCGAGUGAUCCGAUAAGGCUGUUCAAAGCAGUAGUCGCAGCCCAGAUUGGCAGACAGCCGCAUGAGAUUAUGCUGAAGAGGCAGGGAGAGAGGCCUUUCAAGGAUCAGCUUACGCUGGAGGAUUAUGGGGUUAGUAACGGGGUGCAGCUGGAUCUGUAUGUUCACAUCUGCCUUUUGGGGUUGACUUGA
Messenger RNA from Letharia lupina, 708 nucleotides. RefSeq lists its product as uncharacterized. Gene Ontology annotation, cellular component: nucleus; cytoplasm. The record is from RefSeq and is a predicted model, not a curated record. Gene Ontology annotation, biological process: mRNA splicing, via spliceosome; protein modification process. The transcript is spliced from 2 exons. Bases 1 to 708 code for a protein of 235 amino acids. NCBI's taxonomy places the organism in Eukaryota, Fungi, Ascomycota, Lecanoromycetes, Lecanorales, Parmeliaceae. Gene Ontology annotation, molecular function: protein tag activity.